Messenger RNA from Eublepharis macularius, 3601 nucleotides. It is a transcript of the gene ENTPD4, whose product is annotated as ectonucleoside triphosphate diphosphohydrolase 4. Gene Ontology annotation, molecular function: nucleoside diphosphate phosphatase activity. The record is from RefSeq and is a predicted model, not a curated record. The transcript is spliced from 12 exons. The coding region runs from base 821 to 2665 and encodes 614 amino acids. NCBI's taxonomy places the organism in Eukaryota, Metazoa, Chordata, Lepidosauria, Squamata, Eublepharidae. Gene Ontology annotation, cellular component: membrane. Gene Ontology annotation, biological process: nucleoside diphosphate catabolic process.
GAAUGUUAAAAGAGAAGUCUCUCUCACAUGAUGUCAUUCCUAUCAAAAUGUCAGGCUAUGGAUGACAGGAUACAGCAGAUAGAUCCCUGGACCAUUGCAGCAAGACACAGGUUCUUGGUCAAAUGGCUUUUGUUCAGAAAUCAUAAACAAGAUUUUGGCGCUCUCCUGGUGUGAGAACGUUUUACAUAAUUGUAAUAUCAAAGUGAGUCACUAAGAAGCAAGACAUAGCAAAAGCUGCGAGUACAAGGUCAUAAACACUGGAAGCUGUUACAGUCCAUCAGAUAAACACCUGUGAAAGCCUGGAAGAGAAAUAGCUAUAACACCGGUAAAAUGACAUUCAGUUACAGCAGGAUUAAUGGUUCAGCACAGAAAGAUCAUUCACAUUGGCAUGGAUGGGGCUCAGACAUGACAGCUUCUUGGAGGAAUGGCAGCGUGGCAAUGCCUGGAUGGACAGAGAUGUUGGACUUAGACCUGAGAACCUUUUGGCCAGCAGCAUUUCUUAGUCUAGCCUACUCCAUAGGCUGGUGGUGAGGGUAAAAUAGGAUCCAAUGUAAACCUCCCUUCCCCUGUUCUUUGAAAGAAAGUGGAACCCCCAAAGUGUGUGUUGUUGUUAUGUGUUCACAUAUUAACAUCAGUUUCUUUUCCCUGCUCUUAGCGAGAGCGCUACCUUUCAACAUUGCUGGAAUCUUUUCUUUCCAGUUCCUGAAUGUACCAAUGAUUUUGGGGAUGAUGCCUGUGCCUUAUGAAUCUGUGACAUAUGGCUGAUACUCAAAGAUAAGCUCAUUCCACAUUCUAUUUGUUCUAAUGAAACUGUCCCAAAAUGGGUAGGAUCAGCAUUUCUUGUCUGUUUCCUGCUUCGUGGCACUUCAGCAUUUCUCCAAUAGGCUGUCCUCGGAUGUUGAAUACCACAUUGCGACAGAUUGUUGUCAUUGGUCUGCUUGCUGCCGCAUUUUUCUUGCUGUACUACUCAGUUGUUGUAAUCAGGAAUAAAUAUGGCUACAGGGACAGAAAGCUGCACAGGUACCUUGCACGAGUCACUGAUACAGAAGCCACUGAUACCAACAACCCCAACCUGAACUAUGGCAUCAUGGUGGACUGUGGUAGCAGUGGAUCUAGGAUCUUUGUGUAUUGUUGGCCAAGACACAAUGGCAAUCCACAUGAUUUGUUGGACAUCAAACAAAUGAGGGACAAAACCAGAAAACCAGUGGUUAUGAAAAUUAAACCAGGCAUUUCAGAAUUUGCUACCUCUCCUGAAAAAGUUAGUGACUAUAUUUUUCCACUUCUGAGCUUUGCUGCAGAACAUGUACCCCGUGCGAAACAUAAAGAAACGCCCCUCUACAUUCUCUGCACAGCAGGAAUGAGGAUUCUGCCAGAGAGCCAGCAAAAGGCAAUACUAGAAGACCUGCUUACUGAUAUCCCAGUGCAUUUUGAUUUUCUGUUUUCGGAUUCACAUGCUGAGGUUAUUUCAGGAAAACAGGAAGGUGUAUAUGCUUGGAUUGGUAUCAACUUUGUCCUUGGGAGAUUUGAGCAUACUGAUGACGAGGAUGAUGCUGUAGUGGAGGUGCAUAUUCCUGGCAGUGAAAACAAGGAAGCCAUUGUCCGAAAGAGGACUGUGGGUAUACUUGACAUGGGUGGUGUGUCAACUCAGAUAGCAUAUGAAGUUCCUAAAACUGUAAGCUUUGCCUCUUCACAGCAGGAGGAGGUGGCCAAGAACCUACUUGCAGAGUUCAAUCUGGGCUGCGACGCUCAUCAGACAGAACAUGUGUACAGAGUCUAUGUUGCAACUUUCCUCGGCUUUGGGGGGAACGCCGCACGGCAAAGAUAUACAGACAGCAUAUUUACCAAUACGAUGUUUAGAAACAGGCUUCUAGGCAAACAGACUGGGAUGAUGUCUGACACCCCCUAUUUAGACCCCUGCCUGCCUUUAGAUGUUGAGGAUGAAAUCCAGCAGAAUGGGCAGAAAAUGCAUCUUCGAGGGAUAGGAGAUUUCAACCUGUGUCGUGAAGUAAUUCAGUCUCUGAUGAAUAAGACAAAUGAAACUCAGACGUCUUUGAACGGUGUUUACCAGCCUCCAGUACAUUUUGAGAACAGCGAGUUCUAUGGGUUCUCAGAGUUCUACUACUGUACCGAAGAUGUAUUACGGAUGGGGGGAGAGUACAAUGCUGCUAAGUUUCUGAAAGCUGCAAAGGACUAUUGUGCCACAAAGUGGUCUGUGCUGCGGGAACGUUUUGACCAUCAUCUCUACGCAUCACAUGCUGACCUUCAUCGAUUGAAAUAUCAGUGCUUUAAGUCAGCUUGGAUGUAUGAAGUGUUUCACAGUGGCUUCUCUUUUCCUGUAAACUAUGGCAACUUAAAAACUGCACUGCAAGUUUAUGAUAAAGAAGUGCAGUGGACGUUGGGAGCCAUCCUGUAUCGAACCCGAUUUUUGCCUUUGAGAGACAUCCAGCAGGAGAACUUCCAUGGCAAUCACUCCCAUUGGCGCAGCUUCUCUUUUGUUUACAAUCAUUACCUGUUCUUCGCCUGUUUCUUUGUGGUGCUGCUGGCCAUCCUGCUUUACCUGCUGCGGUUGAGGCGGAUUCACCGGCGAAUGCUGCACAGCAGCCAGUCCCCUUCCCUCUGGAUCGAGGAAGGCCUCCCACCGCAGAAGAUCCCAGGAGCCUUAUAAGCUGCAGAACACUCCUUUAAAGACUUUUCAAGAAAAAAGCCAUUGUUUUGCCUCAGGGUUCUCCUCUUGUUUCUAGAAACGAUUAUGCCAGAGCAUGGGACUCGAGAGGAGUAUCAAAUGGAAGACUGAGGAGAAAGCAGCUCAACUAGAUGAUCAGCCAAAAUUUCUUUAAAACUCUUGUCAUAAAAGUAAAUGCACUUUGAUUGGGGGGGGGCGGGGAGAAAGGGUGGGACAGUGGAGACUUGAUGCCAGUAAAUGAAUAAGUGGGAAAGCAGCAAUCCAACUUGUGCCCAGUAACUAACUGUGAUUGUUCUGUUCAUAUGUGAUGAAUCUUCUCUUCACAGUUCUUAUAGGAACUGAUCAUGUGAUCCUAAGUAGCUUCCCAUCUACCCCUUAUCGUAACGCCUGAGGUGUUCCAACCCACAGGCAAAGGGCUCUUUUCUUCCUACUGUGAACAUCAACAGAGGCCUUGGCAGAGUUCUCCCUUGGUGACUCUCAGCUCCUCUAUGCAUGAGUCUUGACUUACACAGUAGUGUAAAGGAGUCUGAAUGCUGCUCUUUUGGAGGCCCUUUGCCUCUGGCCAAAUUCCUGAGAUGCAUAAUAAGGUAAAGAAUCCACCAUAUUCUCUGUUGCUGUUCACACUGGGGAAUAGAUAAAGAGUCCUUUGCUUGUCUUGGCUUGUGUAGGAGUGUGUUGCUGGCUUUUGAGCCUUUGCUCCAUUUGCAAUAGGGUCCCUCUUUAAAUGACAUGGUUGACCAGGGCAGUGGGCAUAGAGAGUCUGAGCCUCAGUCAAAAAAGGAACAGGGUUCUUCUGAAAAACUAGCAAUGCAGCUUGUUAAGAUGUGAUGCCUACAAUGUUCUUGCAAUACUGUGAUAAGAAGAGUCUCGUUGGCUAUUGUAAUCUGUGUUGUCACAAAAUACACAGACCUCAUUGCA